This is a messenger RNA of Anoplopoma fimbria (sablefish), 4986 nucleotides long. RefSeq names its product CDP-diacylglycerol synthase (phosphatidate cytidylyltransferase) 2 (gene cds2). The transcript is spliced from 13 exons. The coding region runs from base 140 to 1492 and encodes 450 amino acids. Gene Ontology annotation, cellular component: endoplasmic reticulum membrane. The record is from RefSeq and is a predicted model, not a curated record. Gene Ontology annotation, molecular function: phosphatidate cytidylyltransferase activity. NCBI's taxonomy places the organism in Eukaryota, Metazoa, Chordata, Actinopteri, Perciformes, Anoplopomatidae.
GUUGUCUGUUUCUGUUAUUCCCGCGAAAUUGACACCGAUUUUGGUUCAUCGGGUGUAAAGUGUUGCUGUGCAGCAGGAGAACUGUCCGUCCAGAUAACGAGUCAGUGUCUCGGAGACACACAGGACCUUCUGCUAUAAGAUGGCGGAGCUGAGGCACCGUGGAGCCAAAGACACCGACCCGACGUUACAGCAGCAGCCGUCAGAGGACAAGGGUUCAGACAGUGAACUGAAGGUGGAAAAAGAUGUGGCGUCAGAUGGCGAGACCAAGGGGGACUCAGGUGUCCCAGUCCCUGCUGAUGACACCCCCGAGGUUCUCAACAAGGCCCUGUCUGGACUCUCCUCAAGAUGGAAGAACUGGUGGGUCCGAGGCAUCCUCACACUAGCCAUGAUCUCCUUCUUCUUCUUCAUCAUCUACCUGGGCCCCAUGGUGCUUAUGAUGAUUGUCCUCAUUGUUCAGAUCAAGUGCUUCCAGGAAAUCAUCACCAUCGGCUACAGCGUGUACCACUCCUACCACCUGCCCUGGUUCAGGACGCUGAGCUGGUACUUCCUGCUGUGUGUGAACUACUUCUUCUACGGUGAGACCGUUACAGACUACUUCUUCUCUCUGGUGCAGAGGGAGGAGCCGCUUCGCAUCCUCAGCAAAUACCACAGAUUUAUCUCCUUCGCCCUCUACCUCACAGGUUUCUGCAUGUUUGUGCUGAGUUUGGUGAAGAAGCACUACCGCCUCCAGUUCUACAUGUUUGGUUGGACCCAUGUGACUCUGCUGAUUGUGGUGACUCAGUCUCACCUCAUCAUCCACAACCUGUUUGAGGGGAUGAUCUGGUUCAUUGUGCCAAUUUCCUGCGUGAUCUGUAAUGACAUCAUGGCCUACAUGUUUGGUUUCUUCUUUGGCCGAACCCCUCUCAUCAAGCUCUCCCCUAAGAAGACAUGGGAGGGAUUCAUCGGUGGAUUGUUCUCCACGAUUGUGUUCGGCAUUAUGCUCUCCUAUGUGAUGGCCGGCUGGCGCUACUUCGUUUGCCCGGUUGAAUUCAACAACGACUCCAAUAAGUUCCAGGUGGACUGUGAGCCAUCGGAGCUUUUCCAGCUCCAGGACUACUCUCUGCCCGACAUCCUGGCGUCUUUCACUGGAUGGAGCACAGUGCGUCUGUAUCCGUUCCAGAUCCACAGCAUCGCUCUCUCCUCCUUUGCCUCCAUUAUGGGACCUUUCGGUGGCUUCUUUGCCAGCGGCUUCAAAAGAGCUUUUAAGAUCAAGGAUUUCGCCAACACUAUCCCAGGUCAUGGAGGCAUUAUGGACAGAUUCGACUGCCAGUACCUCAUGGCCACAUUCGUUAAUGUCUACAUUGCAAGCUUCAUCAGGGGCCCAAACCCAAGUAAGGUGAUCCAGCAGCUCCUGGCCCUCCGUAUCGAUCAGCAGCUCCACAUCUUCAAUUCCCUGAAGAGUCACCUGACAGAGAGGGGCCUGCUGCCAGCGCUGGAGGAUGUCGUCGCCUAGAGCCACCCCGAAACCCACCCCAGCUCGCCCUGAGAGGGAAACCACAGAGAGGAGGGAAGCACCCGAGGGACCCCACGUGCAGCCCCGGAGCUCUGAGAGAUUGGCAGUGCUUUGUGUGAGAGAAAAAAAAAAAAAGAAAAAGAAACCUAGAAAAAAAACUACCGUCUUGGGUCAUUCCAUUUCUUUUGGGUAUGAGAGUCGAGUGCGUUUGUGUUCGGCAGUCUGUGAAUCAUGUUUCAGUGUUUUCAGGUUGAGUUAGUGAAUUACUGUACUGUUAAACAUUUCCGUUAUCGCCAGCUCGUAUCUAUUCACACUGUUGAACAAAAUGUUGGUCAGCUGUACAUUUCUACCUGUAUACAGGAUGUCCUCUAUAUACCUAUUAAUGUGUGUUCACAUUUUAUUGUACUCUGGAUUUUUUUGGUUUUUGUUUUAAUGCACUGCUCUCAACCCCGUUACUCACUGUUUUGUCACCCCAGCUGCACCCCCUCCCCAAUUUAAUUUUCAAUUUUCUUUUUUGUGAUUGUUUCUAUUUAUACAUAGACAUUUUUUUAUAUGUGGGAUGUUCUAUUAUAUCUUGAUGUUGUGUCUGUUUUAGACUGAAUUCACCAUUGCCAUCUGUCACUUGCAUUUAUGUGUCUUUUAUCUUUUUUUUUUUUUUUUUUUUGCUGCCAUUCAACAUUUAAAAAAAAAAAAAAAAAAAAAAAAAAAAAAAAGGCCUAUCUGGCUCAGACAAACCGUCGACAUCAUAAUAUUACUUAUUAUCAAACAGUAAUGUCCUAUGAUGAAUGGCUACAUUACCCUGAAGUGUUUGACAGGACAGGAAUGGUUUGUUGGUUUUGUGCUUUAAGGCGCAGUGAGCGACGCUCCAUACGUAAUGUUUAUUAUGAAGGCCACUGCGACAGAUACAAUCUCCCCUCACCUGAUUGCCAUUUUAUAUUCUAAAGCAGAAAGACUCUCAGAGAUGGAGCACAAAUCAUUUUAUAUUUCUUUUUUGUUGACACUCGUUAAUGCUUAUUUUAUCUCUAACAAGGGGCUGGUUUAGGUUUAAUGAUCCGUAAGGUGGUGGUAUUGCUGCGUAAUGGCUUCUGUGUGAGACAUAGUUGCGUUUGGACCAAACAAGUAAGGCACAAUAAUGGUUUCGCCGCUGCCAAAAUCAUGUUCACAGCUUCAGAGCAGAACUCUACCCUGCUGUUUUCUGAGGAAAUAGAAAGAAGUCGUGAUGAUGUCAUAGUGAUGUCAUUGGGGUUAUCUUAGAUUGCCCAUGGAGAAUUUUAACAGAAGGCCUGCGUUACGAUAAACAUGAACAUUUCAGGGAUGAUCUUAUGAAAGAUGUGCUUGUGUUGCAUUAUGGGAAAUAUAGGAGAAUGUUAUACCCAUACUGAGGACUAAAAAAGUCAGGAAGUCUCAGCCUUUGGUGCAUCACUUUUUUGCACCAGAUUCUUCUGUUUGGGGCUUCAGUAAGACAUUAAAUUGCUGGAGUGCUCCUUUAAAACUGCCAACACUAUCUGUUCUGUAACAUUUAUAGAGAUGAAUAAGUUAUAUAUGGAAAAUAUUUAAUUUUAUUUGAAGUCUGACUGAGCCAUUGAAUUGAUUUAAACUCAGACUGACUACGUUUUUUUAUAUCUUAUAAGUUAUUUAUAGCUUAAAUGCAACUGGCAGAAAACCGAUUCAUUUGCAUUAAGAUUGGAGAAAAUCUGUUAGACUUUUUCGCCGAUAUUGUUUAGAAAAAGGUUUAGUAAAUUUGGCUCGUUGAACUUUCCGAAAGAUUCCAAAAUGUUUAAUUUGUUAAAAGUGAUGAUUAAUUAAAUUUAAAUAAAUGGCCAUUAUUGUUUGCACGUUUGCUGGUUGUUUUGUAGAAAUGGUGGUGCUAAAGGGGAGCAGCAAACACAACGGUGUCUUCAGUGUAUGUGGGUCCAACAAAGAUUAACCGCACUCCUCAACCAAUCACCUCAGGCUGUCCAUCAUGUUUGUGCUCAUUCAUCAAUUAGUUUUUUUUAUCCAAUCAUAGAAAAAAAAUGAUUAAUCCUCGUCAUUGAAAGCCAAAUAACUAUGGAGGUUUAAUGUAGUGUUAUAGGUGUUGAUGUAACCCGUACAGAACUACUUCUGUGCUCAAUGUUACCGCAAUAUGAACAACCAUACAGUAAUCAGUGUAGCAGGGAUGUGCCGAUCAAUACCAAGGUGUCCCUAAAUGGUAAUCAUAUAAAACAGCUAAUACCUGUGUCCACUAAAUGACUGCUUCUCUCAAUCAGGGUCAUUUUGGAAAAAAAGUUUGCUACCUUAAAUUUUCUCUCAUCAGAUUCUGUCCAAAACCUCUAUAUAUUUUUAAGAAAAGAUGCAAAUGUUUUUUUAACCCAACAUUCGCUUUUUCUUCAAAUAGCCAAAUCAAGAUUCAGAUAAAAAGAACGGUAUAAACCAAGUAUGCAUUUAUGUUUUCGCCCCCUAUUUGAAUGUCGCUUCAUUCAUAUUUUUAUUGAUUUACAUGUGUUUGGUUUGACCUUGACCUGUCUUAUGCUUAACUUCUUAAAGUAUUUAUUUUAUUUACUGUAAGAAAACCUUUUCAAAGUCACUAUAUUGUACAUUUAAUAAGAUGUUUCGAACAAAUGUCUAGUUCUUCUUUAGUAUUUUUGUUUAGAGGAAUAUUUAAAGUAUUAUUGCCAUAUAGGAGAGAGUAUUGAGAUAGCAAAAAAAGUAUUUUCUCCCUGUCUUGCUGUGAUUUUUCAGUGCAGUUGGGUGUUUUCUAGACUCUUCCCUGGUAGCUGUCGUGUGUCAACUGCUUUGUCACGGUGCAAGUUGAAGCAACGCAGACACUUGUAGUGCUGUGUUGCAUCGUCUCCUUUUUGAGUAGACAGGAAGUCUCCACAAAGUAACACAAGGGACGGGUGUCUCAGCGUUCGUAGAUAUAUCUUAUAUUCCUCUGGUGUCACCGCCUGCUGUGGCGGUUUGACGUUCGAGGUUUUAAGCCCUGCAGCUCUGUACUGCCAUUUCUCCGUCUGGUGUUAAAGUCGGCCACUAGAGAGAGCUGGAGCUCCUGGUGUCGGAUGAUCCAGUCUAACACUGAUGCUGCAUCUGAGCAGAAAGGUUUGAUCCUUUGCUGUUUGAUACAUUCCAGUUCCCCUUAGAUUUGCUCACAGAGAGGCAGAAAUAUUCGAGACAAACAUACCACUAUUAGAAAAGAAGAGAUUGUUUAUGUUUCAAGGCACCAAGGGAACACCUCCGUGCCAUUUUUAAUCAACACAGUGCCACUUUGCCGUUGUGAAUCCUGCCCAGCCAGGACCCUCUAAAAGGAAUGUAUGGGAGUUGUGACUGUCCCACACGCUGUAGGCUCCCCUUUGUGGACAUUUUAUUUUGUGGUUAUAGAUUCUCUUAUGAAGCUGUAUGAUUUCAGUAUAUUGUUCUUAAACUGUGCAAUGGUUUUGUGUUGAGUUGUACACUUGUCUAGAGAAAAGUUGUACUCUUUGAUGCUGAAAUGUGCUUUUGCCUUUGUUCAAAGAAAA